AUGACUCUACAUUCAAAAAUGAUUUUCGGUUUAUUAUUUUUGUUUUCCUCUGCUUUAACUGGUGUUGUUGAAUCUGCACCUACAAGUGCUAUGGAAGAUCGCUUGAGUCAUUCUUUUAGUCAUUUCCCUAAACAUGCAAAUACUACACCUGAGUAUCCAAUUCACCAACAUGGACAAGUCAUACAAGAAAAACAACUACAUGCUCGGUCUCCGUGGUCCAUACCAAACGUUAUCAAUAGAUUUGUUCAAGCAUCAGAUCCUGGACCAAACAAUGUAGUCAAUUUUGUCCCUCCGUUCAUCACAUACUCGACAAUCAAUAACGACUUUAGCUGCAAAGGCUAUGACCAAGUUUUUGGUGAGUUUUUACAGAUUAAGGCCAAAGGUAUUAAAGGUGUGCGUGUUUACGGCGUGGACUGCAAUUCAUACUGGACAGUACAACCUGCAGCUCGUGCACUUGGACUCAAAAUCAUGCAAGGGUUUUGGAUCACUCAAGCUGGAACUUGGUCCAUUAAUCAAGCAGUAACCGACUUGGUCAACUGGAUUAAGUACUACAACGGGAAUAAUUGGGAUCUAAUUGAUUCCAUUAUCGUGGGGAAUGAGGCCGUGACUGCCGGCUGGAUUGAUGCACACCAACUUUUGGGCAAGAUUCGUGAUGUCCGAGGUCAAUUACGUCAAGCUGGAUACGUGGGCCCGAUUUCAACUGCUGAGAUUCCAUCUGUAUAUAUGCAAAAUCCCUUUUUAUGUGUUGGCGAUGACACUAUAGAUUUUGUCGGUGUUAAUGCACACCCAUAUUUUGACUCUGGAAAACGUUAUGACCAGGCUGGUGAAUUUAUGCAAAGUCAAAUCGAUGUUGUUUCUCAAGCUUGUCAGGGAAAGGCUGUCAAAAUUGUUGAGACGGGAUACCCUAGUGGAGGGAAUGUGCACGGUAACCAAGCCCCUAGCCCUCAUGGUCAGGCGGUAGCCAUUACGCAAAUUUACAAUGUUUUAAAAGGAGAUGUUGUAAUGUUUACCAUGUAUGACGACUACUGGAAAUCUCCAGGACCUUUCAAUAUUGAACAAAAGUUUGGUAUGUUUUGGUUGUUACCAUAA
Molecule: messenger RNA, 1089 nt
Organism: Magnusiomyces paraingens
Lineage: Eukaryota; Fungi; Ascomycota; Dipodascomycetes; Dipodascales; Dipodascaceae
Exons: 1
Coding region: 1-1089 (362 amino acids)
Biological process (GO): cell wall organization
Cellular component (GO): cell surface; extracellular region; fungal-type cell wall
Molecular function (GO): 1,3-beta-glucanosyltransferase activity; glucan endo-1,3-beta-D-glucosidase activity
Source: RefSeq, a predicted model, not a curated record